Molecule: messenger RNA, 1071 nt
Organism: Lactuca saligna
Lineage: Eukaryota; Viridiplantae; Streptophyta; Magnoliopsida; Asterales; Asteraceae
Source: the annotation of a GenBank genome assembly
AUGAAACAACAUAUUUCUCAUGUGAAGGGGAACGUAUCUUCAUGUCCAAAUUCUACAAAAGAUGAUCAAUUGAAAUGUCAAAAUUCUAUUAAUGAAGGGAAGUUAAAAAAGAAAGCUAAACAAAUGCAAUAUGAGGACUUAAGAUCAGAGGUGAGACAAGAAUUUAAUGAUCGUGUGGAUGGAGUAGAAGCUUCUUUGGGGUUGAAAGCACCAAAUGUUAUAGGCCCCAUGGAUUGUUUUGCAAACAUAAUAAACCCCGAAGAAGCAUUAAAUGCAAGAAAAGGAAAAAAUGUUUAUCUUAACAAUGUUGUCCGGAAAGAAAGAAUAUUAACGGUCCAUAAAUAUAUUAGUAGGUGGGCAUAUGAGAGUGCGAUUCCUUUUCAUGCAUUUGAAAGGGAUAGCUUCAAAAUGAUGUUGGAGGUUGUUGGACAAUUUGGAACCGGGCUUCCACCUCCUAGUAGAUAUGCUUUGAGUGACACACUUUUAAAGCAUGAGGUUGAAAGAACAAAAAAGUUGUUGAAAAAAAACGAACAAGAAUGGAAAGAGGAUGGAUGCUCGAUUAUGAAAGAUGCUUGGUCCGAUCGAAAGAGGAGGAGCAUUAUGAAUUUAUGUGUUAAUUUGAAGAUGGGUACUAUUUUUUUAUCUUCGGAAGAUUUUUCCAACGAAGCACAUACAAGCCAAAACAUAAUUGAGUAUGUGGAUUCUUGCAUUCAACAAGUUGGUCACGAGCAUGUUGUUCAAGUUGUGACCGAUAAUGCCACAAAUAACAUGGGGGCGGCAAAGUUGCUAAAAGAGAAAAGACCAUCUAUUUUUUGGACAUCAUAUGAAAAACAUACAAUUAACCUUAUGCUUGAAGGUAUCGGAGCACUCCCAAGGUUUAAAAAAAUCCUAGAUCAAGCAAAGAAACUAACCAUAUUCAUUUACGCUCACCACAAAACCUUGGCGAUGAUGAGAAGCUACACCAACAAAAGGGAAAUUAUUCGAUCAGGAGUCACGAGAUUUGCUUCCGCCUUCCUAACAUUACAAAGUUUGGCUGAAAAAAAAGGAGCAACUAAGACAUAUGUUUUCUAG